Kogia breviceps (pygmy sperm whale) is the source of this 1362-nucleotide messenger RNA. It is a transcript of the gene CRYL1, whose product is annotated as crystallin lambda 1. Lineage: Eukaryota; Metazoa; Chordata; Mammalia; Artiodactyla; Physeteridae. Gene Ontology annotation, molecular function: L-gulonate 3-dehydrogenase activity; NAD+ binding. Gene Ontology annotation, biological process: fatty acid metabolic process. The record is from RefSeq and is a predicted model, not a curated record.
CUGGGGCGGGCGGAGCCAGUGGCCGGGUGGCGCGCGCUGCGGCUGUGGGCUUGGGCACCGCGCGGGCCAUGGCGUCCCCAGCGUCCUCGGCGCCCGGCGGGGUGGCAGUGGUCGGCAGUGGCCUCAUCGGGCGAAGCUGGGCAAUGCUGUUCGCCAGCGCAGGCUUCAAGGUGAAACUGUACGACGUUGAGCAACGGCAGGUGACGUGUGCCCUGGACAGCAUCAGAAAAGAGAUGAAGCUGCUGGAACGGUCGGGCUUCCUGAAAGGCUCGCGCGGCGCCAAGGAGCAGCUGUCACUCAUCAGCAGUUGUUCCGACCUCCGGGAGGCGGUAGAGGGCGCCCUGCACGUCCAGGAAUGUGUUCCGGAAAACCUAGAGCUGAAGAAGCAGCUUUUUGCUCAGCUGGAUGGAAUCGUCGGUGACCAAGUUGUGCUGAGCAGCUCCAGCUCCUGCCUCCUGCCCUCCAGGCUGUUCUCGGGCUUGGCACACGUGAAGCAGUGCCUUGUGGCGCAUCCUGUAAAUCCACCCUACUACGUCCCGUUGGUGGAGCUGGUCCCACACCCGGAGACGGCCCCUGCGACGGUGGACAGAACCUACGCCCUGAUGCGGAAGAUCGGACAGUCCCCGGUCAGACUCACGAAGGAGGUGGACGGCUUCGCUCUGAAUCGUCUCCAGUACGCCGUCAUCGGCGAGGCCUGGAGGCUCGUGGAGGAAGGAGUAGUGUCCCCGGGCGACCUUGACCUCGUCAUGUCGGACGGCCUGGGCAUGCGGUACGCGUUCAUUGGGCCCCUGGAAACCAUGCACCUCAACGCCGAAGGUAUGUUAAGCUACUGCGACAGGUACAGCGAGGGCAUGAGACGUGUCCUAAAGACCUUUGGGCCCAUUCCAGAAUUUUCCGGGGCCGCAGCUGAAAAAGUGCACCAGGCCAUGUGCGCGAAGGUUCCAGAUGGCCCAGAGCACUUAGCUGCCAGGAGGGAGUGGAGGGACAGGUGCCUCAUGAGACUUGCCAGACUGAAGAGCCAGCUGCAGCCCCAGUGAAGCCUCGUGCGACCACCGCCGCCCGUGCCGGAGCCCGUUCGCUGCGAGCACGAGCCCCCGUCAGGCGGCUCAGGGGCGCUGGGAGGCCUUGGGAGCCCAGCAGGCCGAGCCCGACUUGUUCUCCACUAGGCAGGAGCCCCGGUGGACGCGGCGGUGCCCCAGGCUGGGGGUCAGAGCAGCACUGAGGUCUGCGGGCUGCAUCCCCUGCCACCAGGGCAGGCAAGAGAGCACAUCGUCUGAAGAUUUUACCAUUUAUUUCCCAUGUGAUUUACACGUGGAUACAUUUCAUAGCCCGUGAUCGCGGUUUCACGUUCUUUUAAUCCGC